AUGGCACCUACACCCGGCAUUCUUUAUGUGACGAUGCAGCCCAAAGCCGGGCUGCCCAUCUCCCAAUUCCAUGACUGGUACAACAACGAACACGGGCCUUUGCGUGUCCGAUUACCUUUCUUCGAGAAUGGCUUCCGUUAUCGUGCGAGCGAUCUAGAGGGCAAAGAUGCUUCGGAAGCGAAACCAGAAUGGAUGGCGAUAUACGAUGUCACGGAUAUGGAAGAGAUGACCAAAGAAGCAUAUCUCCGCUUGCGAGGUCCGCCGUCAAAAACGCCGAGGGAGGCAGAUACAAUGGCGCAGAUUCAUGUUGACCGGAAACUUUAUGAUUUAGUCGAAAGUAAAGAAAGUAAAGAAUUCCGGAGGCUGGAAGAAGUAGAAAACGAGGGGCAGGAAAAUGUUAUGGUUGCCGUAUUUAUCGACUUACAACCUGGAGAGGGCAUGGAAGAGAAAUUGAAUAAGUGGUAUAGAGAAGAGCAUACUGAGAUGAUGUCGAAAGUCCCAGGAUGGCUACGGACACGUCGUUUUGUUACAUCCUCGAUUGACCCUCAAGCUCCUGCCCAAUACCUCGCCUUGUACGACUAUUCGCCCAAAAAUGGAUUGUCGGGAGCACCGGAACUUGAAGCUGCGAGGACUACGCCGUGGGCCAAGGAGGUUCAAAGCAAGGUGGUGAAGGAGAUGAAACGGCGAGUCUACAAUUCAUACUACACAUUCGGCCCCGCACCACGAUACUUCUCCCCAAAACUCUCGAAUUGGAACUCCACAGAUCCUCAACAUGCCUAUAUCACCAAAACCUUCUCCACAUCCGCAUUCAACGCCCCAGCAGGCGCAAUAGAAUCCUACAUCACUACACCCGACGGCGUGAAUCUUCCCUACCGUCUCGAAGGCUCAGCCGACCCCUCCGCACCCCUUAUAGUCCUCACGAACAGCAUCCUUGUAACCUGGGGAAUAUGGGACAACUUCCUCUCCUCCUUCUUCUCGAACCCGACAAACCAAAAAUACCGCGUCCUGCGCUACCUCACUCGAGGCCGUUCCUCUGCUUGCGGCACAAAACCGAUUACCGUAGAUGUCUUGGCUUCCGAUGUGAUUGCCAUCUUGGAUGCAUUGAGAGUCAAUAAAGCAGCAGCCAUAAUCGGUGUUUCGCUUGGCGGCGCCACUACUCUUAACACGGCGUUGAAAUACCCAGACCGAGUCGCGAGUUUCAUCAGCUGCGACACCUCUUCCAAAUCCCCCGCUGGGAAUAGCAAAGCAUGGGGCGAGCGUAUCGCGAUCUGCGAAAAGGAAAACGCUGUUUCUAUAUCUUCAGGCGAGACAAUCGUAGGUAAAGAACUGGCAGACGUGACCGUUCGCCGCUGGUUCGUGAAGGAGAAUCACGACACGCCUGAGAUGGAACGUAUCAAGGAGAUGGUCGAGACGAAUAGUUUAGAUGGCUUCAGGAGUAGUGUGAGAGCGCUGUUUGAGUAUGAUUUGAAAGAGGAGAUGAAGAAUAGUAAGGUGAAGGGCAUGUUCCUCGUUGGGGGCGGCGAUGGAGUAUUGCCAGGUACGAUGAAGGAGAUGGCGAGUGCAUAUGGGUCGAGUGGUGCUGAGUACAAGGUUAUUGAGAAUGCGGGACAUUUGCCAAUGGUUGAGAAACCAGAGGAAUCUGCAAGUGUUGUUACAGGGUUUUUGGGCUGA
Molecule: messenger RNA, 1671 nt
Organism: Lachnellula hyalina
Lineage: Eukaryota; Fungi; Ascomycota; Leotiomycetes; Helotiales; Lachnaceae
Product: 3-oxoadipate enol-lactonase
Exons: 1
Coding region: 1-1671 (556 amino acids)
Source: RefSeq, a predicted model, not a curated record